AUGACCGUCAUUACUUAUUUAAGAUCCCUACAUCAGGAGGCACCGUCACCAGCAAAGACGUAUCGGGUCUUUGGACAAAAAGGUGCUAUGUUAUUACUGUACACCCUAGGCUUUUAUGCCUCCCUCACCCUGGUUGCCCCUCAGGGCAUCUUCCCCAGGCUGGAGAACAUAGGGGCAUAUAAAUCAGUCAGCACCACACCGACAGGAUCCACGUGUGGCAUCCCUGAUAGAAGCACUUUUUGCCAAGCUGCCCGGGUACGGGAGGACCUUAUGACCUGUGUGCAAAAGUUCUGCAUCCAAGAGUGUCCACACAGCUCCUCUACCCCAAACUACACCGACCUCCUCACCAUCCACCCGGACACGUGCCGAAAGGUUUUUAGAGAAGAGGACCAUCGUCCGGGUGCAGAGCCUGGAUCCCCCAGCUUUGUUUUUCCCGAUCUGAAAGAUUGUUCUGUGUCCCCCUCCGCUCCAAACUUGGGUCCAGAGAGCUCGUUUACUCUAACCGUGUGGGUGAAACUCGAGGAAGAUGGUGUAAUGACUCUAAUUGAAAAGAGCACUGAGGACCGACUGGUUUUCAUGGUGACCAUCUCGCAGGAGGAUGUUCAGUUCCACUACGGCAUUCAAAGCAGACAACCUCGCUCCUUAACCAUGAAGAUCGCAGGUCACGUUAGCAUAGGCCAGUGGGCACACGUGGCUUUACAGAUACAUGACACAAGUGUGAGCUUGUUCCUGAAUGGCCAGGAAGAGGACGCCACAGCGCUGGACACACAAACGCUGACAGGCCCGGUUCAUGACAUCACCUCCGAGAGUAUUUUGUGGAUCGGUUCGAGUUCUAAUGGGUCAAAUCAAUUCAUUGGAAGGAUGCAGGAUUUCAGAUAUUAUCCAAAGACAUUAACCAACAGAGAGAUUGAAGAGGUAUACACUGGACAGUUCCCUCACCUCCAUAGCCAGUCGUCGUGCCGCUGUCCCGCCAGCCAUCCCAGAGUACACCCUCUAGUGGAGAGGUACUGCAUCUCCAACGCAGCCAACGACACAACCCAAAACAAAGUGCUCCGUCUGAACCAGGACGCUCACCCGCUGCAGUACAUUAAUGAUAACGACAUUGGAACUACCUGGAUCUCCUCCGUUUUCCCUAAUUUGGAGCUUCUGGACAAAGGAAUUACCAUCACCAUAGAUCUGGAGAAUGGACAGUACCAGGUUUUCUACGUUAUUCUCCAGUACCUCAACGCUCAGCCCGAAGCCGUUCGAUUUCAAAGGAAGACACUCGGGAGCUCGGAGUGGAAGGACUGGCAGUUCAUGGCCAAAAAUUGCAGCUACUUCGGGAUGGAGGAUAACAGGCCUAUGCAUCGUCCAGAUUCUGUGAACUGUCUACAGUUAUCCAGCGAAAUGCCUUACUCCAGAGGAAACAUCACCUUCAGUAUGCUGACCCCUGAGCCGAAUCUGCGGCCAGGCUAUAACGACUUCUACAACAGCGCCGCCCUGCAGGAUUUUGUGAGAGCCACACAUGUAAGAAUCCACCUGCACGGCCAGUACCACACUAAAGAUCCCACAAUCCCCUUUCGUCACCGGUACUACGCUGUGGAUGAGAUCACCAUCAGUGGCAGGUGCGAGUGCCACGGCCAUGCAGACAGCUGUGACACUAGUGUGAAUCCUUACCGCUGCGCCUGCCUCCCAGAGAGCCACACACAUGGAGCUAAUUGUGAGCGCUGCUCUUCUCUCUUCAAUGAUAAACCCUUCAAAGCUGGAGAUCAGAUACAGGCGUACAACUGCCGCCCUUGCCAGUGCUACGGUCACGCCUCUUCCUGUCACUACAAUGCCAGUCUGGAUCCUUAUCCUGAUGAUCAUUUCCGUGGUGGUGGAGGGGUUUGUGACAACUGUACACAUAACACCACAGGGAGGAACUGUGAGCGAUGUCGGAGUCAGUUUUACAGAGAGGUGGGUGUGCCGCUGUGGUCUGAGGAAGUGUGCAAACCCUGCCAGUGCAACAGCGUUGGGACCGUCAAUGGCUCCUUAGAAUGUGAGCCGAUCGGAGGGCAGUGUAAGUGCAAGCGACAUGUGUCUGGCAGACACUGCAAUCAGUGCCAACACGGAUUCUACAAGCUGCAGUCGACGCUGGCUGACGGCUGCCUCGCCUGUAACUGCAAUACCGCCGGGACCGUGCAGCCAGAUAUUGCCUGUCACCAGGACUCAGGUCAAUGCCAGUGCAAAGCAAAUGUAAUUGGUCUAACCUGUGACCGCUGCAACUACGGCUUUAAAUUCCUCGAUCACACACAUCCAGACGGCUGCAUUCCCUGCGGCUGUGACCCACGUGGCUCCCUGCACCAAUUCUGCAACCCCUUCACAGGCCAGUGCGAGUGCAAAGACGGCAUGCAAGGCCUUCUCUGUGACACUUGUGUCCCUCAAUUUUACGGUAUGCCUGGCAGUGGUGUUUGCAUGCCAUGCGCCUGCAGUCCGAUCGGAUCCGUAACCGGUACUUCCUGCGAUCCGGUUACGGGACAGUGUAAGUGCAAACCUUAUGUGGAAGGCAGACGGUGUGAUGUAUGCCGCGAUGGAUACCACAGCCUGGACCGCGGCAACUCUUUGGGCUGCUUGCCUUGCGGGUGUGAGGUCAAGGGCACGGUAAAUGGCUCGGGCGUGUGCGAUGAGACCACCGGGCAGUGCGCAUGCAAAAGUAACGUAGAAGGGUUACGGUGUAACCGAUGCUCUGCCCACACCUACAACUUGAGUUCUGCCAAUGCCAAGCAUGGAUGCCAACCGUGCCAGUGCGACCCUGCUGGCAUCGUGCCUGCAACCACGUGCGAUUCCGGGAGCGGUCAGUGUGUGUGCCUGCCUACCCGCUAUGGCAGAGACUGCGGAACCUGUAAACCAGGUUUCUUUCUGUCGGAAACUGGGCUUAGUGACUGUGAAGUGUGCGACUGUCACUCGGUCGGAGCGGUGGGCCAGGUGUGUGCUGCUCACUCUGGGCAGUGUGUGUGUGCUCACCCUUCAUUGACCGGCCGCAGGUGCGACCAGUGCCAGAAUCUCUUCUUUGGCUUUAAUCCAGCUGUUGGCAGGUGUGAGCCGUGCGGAUGUGAUCCUGUGGGAGGAUUCAACGGCUCGUGCCACCCCCAGACAGGGCAGUGCCUGUGCAAGCCGUAUGUAACCGGAGAGAAAUGUGACGUGUGUGUGGAGGGCGCUAGUCACAUGGAUCCAAACAACUACCUGGGUUGCAGUAAAGAACCCAGACAGCAGCCACCUCCACGCGGCCGGCCCCUGAACUCCACAGCCAUAGAGUUAAGCUGGAAGCCCCCCGACUCACCCAAUAGCAACGCCCUGACAUACACGCUGCUCAGAGAUUUAGAGGUCGUCCACGUCGGCCACAGUCAGUUCCCAUUCGGGUCUAUGGUUUACACAGACACAAGCUUGUCACCAUACACUUUAUAUUCUUACCAGCUCAUCACCAGCAAUAUCCGGGCUAACACCAGCAGUACCUCGGUCAGCGUGCGCACACUGUCUGCUGUGCCCGAGCGUGAGGAUCUCCAACUCAACCUCAUGGGUCGAGCGAGGCCCACCAGCGCCUCCUUCAACUGGACUGAACCCCUAAACGCCACCGGUUUGAUAGAGAACUACACGCUGAGCUCAAUAAAAGAUCUGACGGGAGAAGAGAGGAUCCACUACACGGGACUUCAAACUGAGGCUUCUGCUGAGGAUCUGCAUCCCUUCACUCGAUACAACUUCAGCCUGCUGGCCUGCACUAAUGGAGGAUGUUCUCGCAGCGAGGAUCUGACCGUGCUUACUGCUCAGAUCCCCCCACAACAGCAACCUGCACCCAGAAUCACAACCUUAGGGCCCACACAACUCAAGGUGGACUGGGAUCCUCCAACGUUGUCCAAUGGUAUAAUUAUCAGGUAUGAGCUGUUCAUGCAGCUGCUAAAUGAGUCGCAGGGAAAUUCCACCAAUCACGGUCCUGAGCAAAGGGUUUUCCUCAGUAGCGGUUGGCUCAAUCCAAUUUCAUCGAUGAGUUCGGCCAAUGAGAAUGCUCUAACCCCACCUGAGAGCACUGCGGUGGUGUCGAAUCUCGAACCCUAUUCCACUUACCACUUCAGAGUGCUUACGGUUAACAUGGCGGGCGGUACCCAGUCAGAUUGGGCUGUGGGGCGUACGGCAGAGGGAGUGCCAGAGUUUAUGGCUUCUCCUCAAGUGACCGCUGUAUCCUCAUCCUCUCUCAAAGUGAGCUGGGAGACACCACGGGACAAAGACGUCAGGGGUGAAGUGACCGAAUACAGAGUCAACCUUCAACAGGAACAAAUGUCCAGCCCAUACGUUCCUCCUAUAGUCACACAGGUGCUGUACAGCGGCUCAGCACAGGAGCGGAGUUACACAGCAGCAGGACUGAAGCCCUAUGAGCGCUACAGUUUUACCGUGACCGUGUGCAACAGACAGGGCUGUGUGAGCAGCCAGCCUGAGUCAGGCCGUACUCUGCCCUCUGCUCCGACAGGUAUGAAGGCCCCUGUGUUGAAGCCGUCGAAUAUGACCGCGAUGAAGAUUUCCUGGGAUUCCCCGGCAGAGCCAAACGGGCCUCCGCCUGUGUACCACGUGGAGCGGACGGAUGUGUCUUUGUCUGACGCACAGGGUCAGGUUAUAAGGGGGAGACGGUUCACAGGGAGCGGCUACUUCAGAUUUCCCAGUUCCACGCUGCCGGUCAACACUGACUUUACAGGUUUGCAGCUGAGUUUCCGGACACGGGCGGAGGAGGGACUGAUCCUGUUCGCCGUUUCACCCGGAGAGCAGGAGGAGUAUGUCGCUCUGCAAAUACACAAAGGCCGUCCAUACUUCCUUUUCGACCCCCAGGCUUCAGCCGUGGCCCUCAGCCCUCUCAACGAUGGAGGUAGACGCUAUAAUGACAACCAGUGGCACCAUCUGAUCGCUACCAGAAAGCAGGCCGUGGGAAAAAUCAUUGUCGACAAUCAAUACAGCGGGUCAGCAUCAGCUACAAGUGGAAGUACCAUCAUUGGUCAGAACACGGGCGUCUUCAUCGGAGGCAUCCCAGAGAAUUUCACCAUUGUUAGACAGGACACUGGUCCAGCCAAACUGGUGUGGCAGAGGUUUGCCGGGUGUUUGAGGGAUGUGUUGGUCCAGAAAUCUAACGGCACCAGUGAUGUUUGGCAGCCUCUGGACUGGGACACGACACUAGAAAGUCACGAGACCUACGAAGGCUGGGAGGGCUGUCCUGCUGUUUCUGAAACUGGGGCAUAUUUCCUCGGACAUGGGUUCCUAAAGGUCAAACCUGAUAUGCUCGCUGGUGGAGAUUAUUUUGAAAUAUCAUUUGAGUUCAAAACCGAUCAACUGAAUGCACUGCUGUUGUUUGCCUAUGAUAUAGAUGGGAAAGAUUUCAUUUUGGCUGAGCUGCAGGGUGGAAUUCUUUUCUGGGUGUUGCGUUGGGGUGAGCAGACAGCAGAGCUGAGUGUUUGGGUGGGCCUGUCCUACUGCGACGGGACCUGGAACUCAUUGAAUGUGCUAAAGAGAGGGUCUUUGGUUAGCGCCGGUCUCAAUUAUGUUUAUGAACAGGAGAGGAAGAACAUUGGUGGUCCUCUGACCAUCAGCUCUCCGCUUUAUCUUGGGGGAGUCCCACCUGAAGUUCUGCACCCAGCGUUGAACCAACACAGUCUUCUACAUGGUUUUGGCGGCUGCAUCAGGGAUGUUAGAUUUGCACGCGGGCCUGUCGUAAGCUUGGCGGCUGUGUCCAGCGGUGCUGUCAGAGUCAAUCUGGAUGGAUGCCUGUCAGCUGACACCAGCGUUAACUGCAGGGGAAACGACUCCAUUCUGGUGUACACGGGCAGAGACAGGAGCGCAGAGGACCUGACACUACAGCCCUUCACGGAGUACUUGUACAGAGUGAUGGCAUCAGGAGAAGGAGGCUGGACAGUCGGGCCGUGGCAGCGGGGCCGCAGCAGAGAAACAGUUCCACAAAGUGUGCUGCCUCCCUCCAGAGUUGAGAGUGUAAAUGGUUCCAGCGUGGAGGUGAGCUGGGAGGAGCCGGUGGAGGUCAGAGGUGUAAUUGAGAAGUACGUACUGAAAGCGUACAGCCGGGAACGUCCCUCUUCGUCCCCUAUCAGCGCCGCCUUCCCCCACUCUCAGCACCUGACAGGCACUUUAAGUGGCUUGGCUGCUUUUAGCAGCUACAGUAUUACCCUGACUGCGUGCACUCAAGCCGGCUGCGGGGAGAGCCCGAUCGCCACCAGCUUCAGCACUCCGCAAGAGGCUCCUGAGGAGGUUCUUCCACCUGCGGCUGUCUCGUACCCCAACUCUCUGUAUGUAUACUGGGAACCUCCACCUAAACCCAACGGCAUCAUCAUGCAAUACAUCCUUUACAAAGACAAUGCUCUUGUGUACCAGGGCAACAACACUGGCUUCAAUAUAACAGGUGUCGGUGUGUUCACUCCUCAUAAGUUGCUGUUAAUUGUCUGCACUGAGGCGGGCUGCACCAACAGUACCCAGAUCACCCUGUUUACCAGUCAGAUGCCCCCUACACAUGUAGAGCCGCCCGUCCUGACCGUACUGGAUGCCCACAGUAUACACAUACAGUGGGCUGCUCCAAUGGAGGUAAACGGUCUUCUGGAGUUCUACACGCUAUACCAGUCUACGUUAGGAGAGGAGGCGGCCAUCAUGUAUAACAGCUCUGAACUGUUUGAGGAUUAUACAGCGCGAAACCUCGUCCCUGGGACCACCUACCUGUUUCAGAUAGCAGCGUGCACUGGAGGCGGAUGCACCCUCAGUGACCCCAGCAUCGCCCGCACUGAGGAGAGCUCACCGGAGGAAGUGCCCGCCCCUAACAUCCUAUCGCUCUCUCCGCACUCCCUCAAUGUGUCCUGGACCCCCCCUCGCAAGCCCAACGGUGUGAUCAGCAGCUACAGCCUUUGGAUGGACGGCACGCUGGUACAGAAUUCCUCCCUGAUGAGUUUCGAGGUCGGCGAUCUGUCCCCGUGGAGCCUCCACAGUUUCCGCGUGCAGGCCUGCACGGCUCAGGGCUGCGCUCUGGGGCCGCUGGUGGAAAGCAGGACUUUGGAGAUGCCUCCAGCUGGUCACAUGACCCUUGACGUCAUAAGUGAGACACCUCAUUCAAUCCGAGCAAAGUGGGAAGCCCCAGCUGAGCCCAACGGCAACCUGACCUACGCAGUCUUCUUCACCGGACCAGGUCAGAUCUUCAGCAGUGUGGAAACGGAGACCAGGAUGCUGCUCAGCACUGGUAAUGUGGGCCAGUGGGUGUCCAUAGGAGGACUUCAGCCCUAUUCAAAUUACAGCGUGCUGGUGAAGGCCUGUAACAGUAAGGGCUGUGUGGAGAGCUUGCCCAUCACUGUCUCUCUUCCACCAGGAGCUCCAGAUGGCCUCCUGCCCCCUAGGCUUGCAGCUGCCACCCCUACCUCACUGCAGGUGACCUGGGCUGCACCAGCACGCCACAACGCUCCCGGACCUCUGCGCUACCGGCUUCAGAUGAGGACUUCAGCUUCCCCACAAGUUCACCAGUUGGACAACAACACUACCACCCUAAGUCAAGUGGUGACGGGGCUGAAACCCUUUACGGAGUAUCACUUCAGACUACUGGUGUCCAACAGCCACGGAGAAACCAGCAGCCCGUGGGUCUCUCUUUUCACCGCGCAAGACAGGCCUGGUUCGGUUGACCCGCCUGUCCUGUCCGAUGUCAACCCCAGAAAUGUCUCCGUCUCUUGGUCUCCUCCGUCCCAACCCAACGGCAUAAUCACCCAUUACAACAUCUACCAAAACCACCAGCUAAGUGCCAGCGUGCCAGGAAACAGCACCGACCACACCCUCUCUCAGCUAGCACCCUAUCAGCACUACACUAUACAGGUGGAAGCAUGCACAGCAGCCGGCUGCACUCUAUCCGCUCAAUCCCAUGCCAUUCGCACCCCUCCAGCUCCUCCAGAAGAUGUCCCAGCUCCACAGCUUUACUCUGACACCCCCACAUCAGUGCUCAUGAACUGGGCACCACCGCUCCGCUCCAACGGUGAGCUGGACGGUUACACCGUAGAGAGGAGGGUAUUUGGCACACAUGAGGUUCACACUGUUGCCACUCUGCUGCCCAACAAGACUCUUACAUAUCUGGAUAGUUCAUCUGCCCUUAGCCCGUGGUGCACUUACGAAUACCGCAUUGUGGCAAACACCAGGAUGGGAGGAUCCAAUAGUAGUGAGUGGGCAAAUGUGACCACUAGGCCCUCACGACCUGCAGGUCUACAGCCGCCCCAUGCCACUGCAUUGGGACCAGAGUCAGUACAGGUUACAUGGUCGGCUCCACUUAUGCCUAAUGGAGAGAUUGAACGUUAUGAGAUCCGCAUGCCCGAUCCACGUAUCUUACACACUAAUGUGUCUGUGCUCAACCACACCGUAACCAACCUGGUGCCCUACACCAACUAUACCAUCACCAUUCUCGCCUGCUCGGGCGGUGGAGGUCACGUCGGAGGAUGCACCGAAAGCCUUCCGACUCUGGUUACUACAUUAUCCACAAUUCCACAGGGUCUUUCGUCCCUCUCUGUGGUAGCUGUCAGCGAAACCCUUCUGGCUGUUUCGUGGCAAAUGCCGUCAAGGCCAAAUGGACCCAACGUAAGAUUCGAGCUGUUGAGACGGAAAACCCAGCAGCCCCUGGCCUCCCGGCCCCCUGAAGAUUUGAAUCUGUGGUACAACGUUUACGCAGGAACCAAAUUGUUUCAUGAAGAUAAAGGCCUUAGCAGAUACUCGUGGUACGAGUACAAGCUUCUGGUUCACAAUGACGUAGGCCACUCUUCAGGAGACGUCACCACAGGGGUCACACUGGCCGGGCAACCCCUCAUCCCCACCAACGCGUCCAUCCAAGUUCUGAAUCAUACUGCAAUCCUGGUCAACUGGUCCACUCCCACUGUGCAUGAUUUGCAAGGAAGGGUGGAGGUCUACAUCCUUACGGUGAAUGGGCCUCAGCACAUGCAGACUUUUACACUUGACCCCAAUGUGACGUCCGUGGUGAUCUCUGACCUGCAGCCCAGCACAGAGUACAACCUUUCCUUGACUGUGUCCAACGGAGCUCACAACAUCACCAGCCCUGAGGUCACCUGCACUACCUCAGAUGGAGAACCUGAGGGGGUUUUUCCUCCAGAGGUGGUGACCCUCAACAGCACAGCGGUUAGGGUGAUAUGGGCGACUCCUCUUGUUCCUAAUGGGGCCAUCACAGAGUACUUGGUGUAUCUGGAUGGUCGUCUCUACAGUUCUACUAGUAAUGAAUCUGGAUCGCUGGAAGUUGUGGGACUCCUGCCGUUGACCGUUCAUAACAUUCAGGUGGAAGUCUGUACUGUGUAUGCGUGUGUUAAGAGUAACAACACUCAGGUGACCACAGUGGAGGACACACCUGCUGACAUCAGCACACCUCAGAUUCAAGUGCUCAGCUCCAGAUCGGUAAGGCUGGAAUGGACUGCACCCGGUCAGCCCAACGGCAUUCUGGGAGGAUAUGACGUGUGGCGAAGGACUCUGAAGCGGUGCGAAGAACUGCAAGCCCAGCAGGUGUUUGCUCCUCAGACUCACUGCUCAUACUUGGAAUGCCCUGCGGAUCAGGACUUCUGUGGAAAGGCCUGCUAUAAACCUGACAUGCAGAUAUGCUGUGGAGGGACUAUUCACAACCUCAAGGAUUCCCAUCAGUGUUGUGAAGAGCAAUAUUUAAUGCCUUUAAGGGAUUCUGGGAGCGUAUGCUGCGGGGGUCAGUUCAUCCCGCCUUUUUCUCAGCACCAAUGUUGCGGAGGAUAUUACAUACCUGUCCAGCCAGGAGAGAUCUGUUGUCCGGACCCAAUCGAACAUCGUAUAGCUGUGGGUCUCGGGGAUUCGUGUUGUGGUGGGAGUCCUUACCUCUCUGGAGCUGGACAGAUCUGCUGUAAGGGACAUCUCUUUGAUGGUUACAACACCCAGUGUUGUGGAGGACAGCUGAUCUCUGGAGAGAUGGUGUGUUGUGGGGAUCCAGAUAAGGGGACGGCACAUAAUCUUGUAACAGGAUUCGCCUGCUGUGGAGAGCGUUACAUCAAUACAUCCACUUCCUGGUGUUGCACGAGACCCGAUGGUGAGUCGAAAGUCCACGUGUUGGAGAACAGGACGGUGUCACAGAAGUGCUGUUGGUCAGAAGUGAUUGAUCAGGAAGAUGAGUGUUGUAAUGGAGUGGCCUUCAAUCCAUUCACAUCUGUGUGUGCUGACAGAGCCCCGGCCAGAAUCCUCAUACCGGUGAAUUGUCGCCCCAGUAUGGUGUGUCCUGCAUCGGCGGCCAUGGCAGCGUACUGCGGUUUGUGUGAUUUUAGCUCGGCACUGUCCAUCUGUACUUGGGUACCGGGCGAAGCAGACACCACGCAGGUUCAAUCUCCCUUCUCCUCUGCCGAUGGCUCCGCCUCCACGCAAACAUCAGCAUCGUCUGGUGCUGACCAUAGUGAGCUCUGCCCAUCCUCAGAGGAGCUGGUGUACAGUGGAGCGGCCAACAGAUACAGUUUCACAGAUACUGAACUGGAUCCCUAUACCAGAUAUGAGUACAGAAUCGGUGCCUGGAACAGCCACAGUCAUGGAUUUAGCCCCUUUGCCCAGGUCGCUACUAAAGAAGAUGUGCCCUGGGGCGUAGCCCCUCCUCGCUGGAGCCUUGUCGGCCUUCGCGAUGAUAUCAUUCUUCUAGACUGGUCAACCCCAAACAGACCUAAUGGAGAGAUAAGUCACUAUGUCAUCCUGCGUGACGGACAGGAACGUUUCCGCGGUACUGAUCUUAGCUUCACGGAUGCAGCGGGAAUCCGACCUUUUCAGGAGUACAUGUACCAGCUCAGGGCGUGUACUGCCGCCGGGUGCACAGACAGCUCCAAAGUUGUGGCAGUGACUGUCCAGAGGGAACCGGAGGGUAUCGGUGCCCCAACCGUGAGUCCGGCCGGGCCAGGGGCCCUGAGGAUCAGCUGGGAUGUGCCGGCCAAACCGAACGGUGUCAUUCGGGAGUACCACAUCAAUCAGAGCGGCGUCGGAGUCAUCCACACACAUACACAGGAGAAGAUGGCUUAUGAUGUCACAGGUCUACAGCCUCACACCAACUACAGCUUCAUUCUUGUUGCAUGCACUGCAGCCGGUUGUGGUGCAAGUCAGCCAUCUAUAGGUCAUACGCUGGAAGAUGCACCAGCAGAUGUGUGGACAAUUCCCAGGCAUAUACAGGUGAACUCCACAGCAGUGGAGCUACAUUGGAGCCAUCCGCUCAAACCCAACGGCCUGCUUUCCAGGUAUCGGCUGCUGCGUGACAGUGCGGUCGUCUUCAUCGGUGGCGGAGAAGAGAUGAGCUACACAGAUGCUGGCCUUCAGCCCAACACCAGGUACGUGUACGAGUUGGAGGCCACCACGGGUGGAGGUAGCAGCCUGAGCGAGAGAUACGUCAUUCAGACCCCCGUCUCUUCCCCAGAAAGGAUUCCUUCACCGUAUAAUGUCAGCCUCCACGGCCCCCGCUCCAUCUUUGUUGCCUGGUCACCCCCAGGUGUGUUUAAUGCAAGUGCACCCUUGGAAUAUAACAUCCUGCUGAACGCAGGUACUGAGCGGCCCCUUAUUCGCUCGGCUGGCCCAGAUAACUUUCUUCUGAUACAAGGACUGGACCCAUACACCAAAUACUACAUUCAAGUGCAGGCCGGUCAGCCAGAUGGUUGUGGUGUUGGAGCUGGAGUGUCUGUUCGGACGCCUGAAGCAACUCCUCUGGCCCAGGAUCCCCCCGUGCUUACUGCUAUAGGUGCAACUGUUAUAGAAAUAAGCUGGAGUCCACCACACAAACCCAAUGGACUCAUCACUAAAUACUUCAUAUACAGACGGCCAAUAGGAACUCAGGAAGAGCUGCUAGUCUUCAUCUGGACCGAAGGUCCCCUUAAUUUCACCGAUGCCUCCGACUCCCUUUUACCAUUCAGAGAAUAUGAAUACAGAGUCACCGCCCACAACUCUAAAGGUUCCGCCUCCAGCUCAUGGACCUCUGUCCGUACUCUAGAGGCACAACCACAGGGCAUGGAUCCACCCACGGCCCGUCCAAGCGGUGCCUAUUCUGUUCUGCUGAACUGGACCGAGCCUAGCAGGCCAAACGGAGUGAUCUCGAAGUACAAAGUGGUGUAUCAGAAAAUAGCCAAGGACCCGACGUUCAACUCCACAACUGUUACUGCUCUUACAGUUACGGCCAACGUUUAUCAGGCUCAAAUAUUUGGAUUGGAGCCAUACACCACAUACAACAUGCGUGUAGAGGCAGUUAAUGGAGCCGGUCUGGUUUCCAGUCCCUGGGUCACCAUUCAAACCCUUGAAGCUUCUCCCAGUGGUUUGGCUAACUUCAGCAUUGAGAAGAGAGAACAUGGUCGAGCGUUACUACUACAGUGGCCUGAACCUGCUUUUCCAAAUGGAGUCAUCAAGAUGUACAACAUCUUCAACGAGGGCAACUUGGAGUUCAGUGGUCUUGCGCGACAGUUCCUUUUCCGCCGCCUGGAACCCUACACCGCGUACACGCUCCUUCUCGAAGCUUGUACAGAAGUCGGUUGUACGAGAUCCGCACCUCAGCGCGUUAUGACCGAGGAAGCCCCACCUGCCUCUCAGCCAGCACCUAUUGUACAGCAGAUUCAAGCACGCAGCCUGGAGCUCCACUGGUCUCCACCUGCCCAACCCAACGGCAAGAUCGUACAGUACCAAGUUCUGGCUAUGAGUCUUGAAGACGGCAGGGUACGCAGUGAAGAAGAUGACUCUUUGAGAGCCAAGAUCGUUUUUACUGAGAACAACACCCAAGCGAACAACUUUAUUUACAAUAUGUCCGGCCUGAAACCAUGGAGCAGGUACAAGUUUCGUGUACGGGUUUCAAAUGUGGCCGGAUAUACCGAUAGCCCCUGGCUCAUGGUUCACACCAGGCAAGCUCCUCCAAGAGGUUUGGCUGCCCCGGUUAUCAGUCAUAUAGAUGGCAAACCUCAUGAACUCUUCGUAUCUUGGUCACCUCCUUUGGAGCCCAAUGGUGUUGUUCUCACCUACAGGAUUCAGAAAGACAACAUUGGCUAUUAUUUUAGCUUUGACUCUAGUGUUCGUAACCACACCGAUGUGGAUCUAACAGCGUACACUCUUUACAGUUACACAGUCGUUGCAUGCACCGUGGCCGGCUGCGUUACUAGUUCGCCGACAUGGAUCAGGACGUUAGAAGCUGCCCCUGCUAACGUGGAGUCGCCUGUGGUGUCUGACAUCACUUCCCAUUCCCUUAAUGUGUCAUGGGCUGUACCGUCUAUCCAGAAUGGGGAGAUAGUGAUACAUAUCCUCAAAGUUAAUGACGAAGAGGUCUACCGUGGUAAACGCUUGAGCGUGCAGGUAUUCGAUCUACUGCCAUAUGUUUCGUACAGCCUCAUCUUAACAGCCUGUACCAAUGGUGGAUGCACAUCAAGUCCGCCCAUCUCUGUCCGAACUACCGAAGCUCCGCCCUCAGGAAUGCCUGCCCCGACUCUUAAAGUCACAGGUUCAGAAUCGGUGGAGGUCACAUGGAGUGAGCCCCUACAACCAAAUGGAGUAAUCACAGGGUACGAGCUCCAUCGAAACAGGAGUCUCAUUUAUACCGGAAUGGACACUCGUUACCACGACUUCACAUUACUUCCCAGCGUAGAGUAUAGCUACACCAUCACCGCCAAUAACAGUCAAGGCGCAGUCACAAGCCCACCAGCAGUGGCUACGACUCAGGCUUCAGCACCCUCUGGUGUUGCCCCACCAAAAUUGCAGGCUCUAGAGCCAUUUAGUAUUGUGGUACGAUGGGACCCCCCAGCACGACCCAAUGGGAUCAUCAUUACCUACUCGCUUUACAAAAGGGACCCAGCUGAGCUGAACGUGAAACGUGUCAGUUUUUCUUCCCAUCACAAUGCGUUUCAGAGCCAAAGUUUCUUACUCACUGAACUAAAGCCCUAUUACAGGUAUGAGGUGAGAGUGGAAGCCUGCACCCUGUUAGGGUGCGCAGCCAGUGACUGGUCCUCUGUCCAGACCCUCGAGUCGCCCCCUAGUGGACAAUCCGCUCCACUGCUAGAGUUACAGACUAACACUAAAGGCAUACAGACUGUCUUCCUCGUGUCUUGGUCGUCCCCAGCUGAGCCUAAUGGGAAACUUUUGCACUAUGAGCUGUACCGGAAACAGGUUUCAGAUGUAAAAACACACUCCACGGCUACAUUGGUGUACCGCAACUCUUCAACCUCUUGUCAUGAUGGCAGACUCCUGCCCUACACAGCCUACGAAUACCAGGUGUUUGCUGUAAACUCAGCCGGUCGUACCGGUAGCCCCUGGGCUCAGGGUCGCACAGGUCCGGCUCCUCCAGAGGGAGUAAGCCCACCCAAAUUCCUGCACAUCCAUGCCACCUCAGCUGUGGUGGACAUAAGCCCACCUGCCAAACCGAAUGGCAUCAUCAGCCUUUACAGAGUCUUCACACAGAACAAGGACUCGUACCAGCUGCUUUCUGAGGGGACGUCCCAUCAGCAGACUCUUCACGGUCUUAGCCCCUUCACAGUGUACUCUAUAGGGGUGGAGGCUUGCACCUGUUUCAUGUGCUGCAGGCGAGGCCCCACGAGUGAGCUCCGCACCCAGGCCUCUGCACCGGCCCAGCAACCCCCACCGCGCGCGGUCACCAUCACCUCCCGUUCAGCUCAGGUGGAGUGGGACAUGCCUCUUCAGCCCAAUGGCAUCAUUGAGAGCUGUGAGCUCCACGUACGAUCCGGAUGUCCUCAGCCGCUGCAGCCUGUCGCUGUAUCCUGUGCCAGUGGUCCAGUGGAAAUCAAGUUUUUUGGGAUGGGGCGGAGCUUUAACAUCACAGGCCUGCUGCCAUAUGCCAGUUAUGAUCUGCGUGUGGUGUCUUACAAUAACAUGGGCAGCACUGUGUCUGACUGGGUCUCCGUCACCACACUGCAAGAGCCCCCUCAGUUUAAGAAGCCGUUUGUGGUGGAGAGUAACAUCACCAUACUGUAUGUGGACUGGAGCGACUCUUUCUCUCUGAACGGCCCAUUGAGAGAAUUCACUCUAAUCGAGAGCAACUUGCGCAUCUACAGCGGCUUCCACAGCACUCUACACAUCCCACGCGCUUCGGAUAAAACUUUUGUCAUUCAGGUUACCUGCACCACAGACAGCGGCAGUGCCAGCUCUCCUGUCAUUAAAUACAACACAGCCACUGGUACAGAUGUUGUGGAGUCAGGAGGUAAAACGGGUUUGCAUGGAACAGAAUACAAAAUCUACAGGGAGUUAUGGUUCAUCAUUCUUAUGGCUUUUCUCGGUUUGCUGCUGUUUGCUCUGUUGAUGGGUCUGGUGCUGAGAAAAACCUUGAGUAAACCUCCUUUCGUCAGAGAGAGACCUCCAAUAGUCCCGUUAAAGAGGAGAAGUACCAAAUAUCCUCCUAAUGACCCCUAUCUGAGAUCUUCCUCUGAGUUCUGCUCUAACCACGCUUCCACUGCUCUGCUUCAGCCUGAUGGAUCAAUGGGUUUGAGCGAUACUAAGAUUGGAGGAACCAGCAACCACAGCUUUCGGGCCAGCAUGUCUGUGCUCCGUGUGCCCAGCCAGAGCGAGCUGAGCCAUGCGUUUUCCCAGAACUCCUUGCAUCGGAGCGUUAGUCAGCUGAUCGACACUCACGAUAAGAAGUCUAUGGGCGGUGGAGCGUGGGACGCUGACCUGCACGGCACAGACAGCGGGAUGUAUGUGGGCGACGAUGACUUUGUGGAGGCGAUUAAAAGCUACAGCUCGGUGAAGAAGGAGCAGACCAUGUUUACAGAUACUCAUUUGUGAAACUUUUACACACCCAUAGACAAACCUACAGUACAGCUGUGAAAAGCGUACUAGCAGGCGAAAAAAAAUAUAUUUCUAUCCAGCUUACUUAUUCUGUAACUAGGAGUGGUGGUUAUAAAUGCAAUGGUGUCCACAUUAUAACGAUAACUAUAAAACAUAUAGUUUUAAAAUCGUUUUAUAUAAGAGAAUAGCGGAGUUCACACCACAACUAUAACGAAAAAGACACAAUGAACGAUAUCGUUGCGAUCACUUUCUGGGCAGUUUUUUCCCCCAACUGGUUAACGAUAAACACUUGACAGCCAAUCAAAUCUUUUUGACCUUCAAGUGCCCGCAAAUUUGAAAUGAGAUGAUGAAAUGGCGGAGAAGCUGAGAAGCUCACUGUUGGAUUGCUGAGGUCCAUAACAUAAAAUUACCUCAGGUAUUUAGCGCUGAUA
Messenger RNA from Paramisgurnus dabryanus, 16199 nucleotides. RefSeq names its product Usher syndrome 2A (autosomal recessive, mild) (gene ush2a). Lineage: Eukaryota; Metazoa; Chordata; Actinopteri; Cypriniformes; Cobitidae. Gene Ontology annotation, molecular function: protein binding. The record is from RefSeq and is a predicted model, not a curated record.